AUGAAGUCCUUCGCGCUCCUCCAGAGCAGCCUCCUGCUCUCGCUCGCACUCGGCAUCGGCAGUGUGGCUCGAGCUUCCCCCAUCUCUUCGCAGCCUUUCGCCGAUCUCCUCGCAAAGCGCCAAGACACUCAGGCUACCGACGACCUCACCGUCGAUCUAGGCUACUCACAGUACAGAGGUACUUUCAACGCCACCUCCAACAUCAACUCCUGGAAGGGCAUUCGAUUCACCGCGCCUCCCACCGACAACCUCCGCUGGCAGCCUCCACAGCCACCCUCGCUCAACCGUUCCGACGUCAUCGAUGCAAGCCAGUACGGCUCCCAGUGUCCCCAAAAUCCCUUUGGCAAUCCUCAAGCCCAGACAGACACUCAGCAGUAUCAGGACGCAAACGAAGACUGCCUCUUCCUCAACGUUUUUGCUCCCAAAAAUGCAACCGGUCUGCCCGUAAUGGUCUGGAUUCACGGCGGUGGCUACGGCGCUGGAAACGGUCAGUACGACUUCACCUCCAUCAUCAACGCCAACGACAACGACUUUGUCGGCGUCGCAAUCCAGUACCGCCUCGGUGCUUUCGGCUUCCUCGCCUCCGACGAGCUCAGCCGCUACGGCGUUGCCAACGCCGGCAUCCUCGAUCAGCGCUUCGCGCUCGAAUGGGUCCAGGCCUACAUCUCCCAGUUCGGCGGCGACCCAAGGAACGUCACCAUCGCCGGCGAAUCCGCCGGUGGAGGCUCCGUCAUGCUCCAUGCUCUCGGCCAGGGCGGCACUCUCGGCACCUCUCUCUUCAAGAACGUCAUCGCCGCCAGCCCCUACCUGCCGCUCCAGUUCGGAUACAAGGACUUUGAGCCCUCGCAAUCUUACUACGCCUUUGCCGCCGAAGCAGGCUGCUUCAACGGAUCCGCCUACGGCAACACCAACCAGAACAUCUUCCAGUGUCUCCUCACCAAGGACUCCCAAACGCUCCAGCAGGCCAACGUCAAGGUCUCGGCCAGCAGUUUCUUCGGCACGUGGUCCUUCUUGCCCGUCACAGACGGCACCUACGUGCAGGAUGUGCCUUCGCAACAGCUCAAUGCCCGACGCGUCAAUGGCAAACACCUCCUCGUCGGUAACAACGGCGCAGAGGGCGGUCUGUUCGUUCCGCGCUCCAUCAACACCCAAGAGGACCUCACAACGUGGCUCAAGACCCUCCUCCCUCUCCUCAAGGACGAAGACGUCACAAAGAUCCUGCAGCAGUAUCCUCUUGACACCAACAUCACCACCAACUACGCCACCAAUGGCCUCGACUCGCCAGACGCAACCAGCGUCUCCCCCGUCGCCCACGGUCAGCAGGCACGCGCAGACAACAUCUAUGGCGAGCUCACCUUUGUUUGCCCCAGCUACUGGAUGUCCGAAGCCUACAGUGGAUCCGGUCGGUCCGCAUACCGCUACCAGUACAGCGUUGUACCCGCUCUGCACGGCAACGACGUCGUCGGCUACUUCGGCCCGCCCUCCAACGUGCAGGGUCCGGACUUUGUCAAGGCAUUCAUGAACAUUUACGGCAACUUUGUCACCAAGGACAAUCCUUCCAUCUCUUCGGCUCUCGCCAACGGCAACUCGUCUUCGUCGCCGGCGCAGCCCAAUGCGGCCGAAAAUUGGCCAAAGUUCUCUCCGUCCACUCCGUACCAGAUCAACCUCAACCAGACCGGCGGCACCCUCGGCUCCAUGCCGGACCUCGGCGCAAAUGUCACCAUCUUCACCGGUCCCGGCCUGCGCAACGACUUCUCCAAAGUGAACGCCUACACUUGGGAAGGCGGCAGGGGUGCGAGGUGCGACUACUGGAGGUCCAUCCACAAUCUCCUCCCCAACUGA
Moesziomyces antarcticus is the source of this 1842-nucleotide messenger RNA. Its product is annotated as carboxylesterase 2. The transcript has 3 exons. Bases 1 to 1842 code for a protein of 613 amino acids. NCBI's taxonomy places the organism in Eukaryota, Fungi, Basidiomycota, Ustilaginomycetes, Ustilaginales, Ustilaginaceae. The record is from RefSeq and is a predicted model, not a curated record.